AACCCACCGUGACACAGGUGUCUCCGCCCCUUUAAGCCUUGUGGGCAGGUCUUCAAAAUGCUUAAAUCUUCAUUUUUUUCCCAUAAAGUCCCUAAGUGACAUCUACCCAACUUCCUGUUGCAGUCAUGUGACUCUGCCUUCAUUGUUGUGCCAGUGACCUCACUUCCAAUAUGACUGUGCACCAGGCUAAUGCAUGAGUCAGAUCUUGCUAAUUUUGGAAAGCUUGAUUUGUGUGUCAAAGUAUGGAUAAAAAGAAGCAAUACAGUCUUCAGGAUGCUCUGAAAAUCAUCACUGGAGAUGACAGUGAUUUUGAGGGAUGUGAAGAUAGCUCAGAUGAAGAUCCUGAUGACCCUGAUUAUACCCCCAACAAAAAAGAGAUUGAGACUGAAGAGUCAAGUUGCUCUAGUGAUUCAGACAGUGGCGAAUCAAGUGAUUUGGAUGAACAGCAACCAAGCGUGAACCCGAGGCAGCAAGCAACAACUGUCCAAAGAAAAGAAAAGGAAGAGAAGAAGACAUUUUCCUGGAGGCAGAAAUCUUUUGAAACACCUGAUUGCCCAUUCAAAGGAGAAGAUGCCAGUCUACCUGACACUCUCCAUACUCCUCUGGAGUAUUUCAGAAAGUUCAGAGGAUCCGUUGAUGCCAGGGUGGAGAAGGACGGAAAAGUGGCCAUUGUUAAGUGGUAUGACAACAAAUCGGUCACCUUGAUCUCAUCUUACUGUGCCAUUGACCCACAAGACAAAGCUCGACGCUGGAGCAAAUCAGACAAGGCAUUUGUGGAGGUCAGCAGGCCACACAUUGUGCAGGAGUACAACACAUUCAUGGGGGGCAUAGACCUCAUUGAUGCAUGCGUCGCAAGAACCAAGUACCACAUGAGAUCACGGAGGUGGUACCUCUACCUGUUCUGGCAAACCAUUAUGUUAGGCCUGGUCAAUGCAUGGUUCCUUUACCGCCGUGACUGCAAACUCCUUGAUGUCAGAAAGCCCCUGAAACAAAGGAACUUCCAAGCAGAGAUUGCCACGAGCCUGAUUCUCUUGCAUUCACAGAGGGGGCGCCCAGCAUUUGACAGCCCAUCUCCACCACCACUACCACGCAAGAGAGUCCGUACAGGAGUUCCAGAUGAUGUUCGAACUGACCACAUUGCACACUGGUCUGGGAAAUGUGAGAAACGAGGUCGUUGCAAACUCUGCAAGGUCAAUGCAACCACCACCUUCUGUGAGAAAUGCGACGUGCGUCUUUGCUUCACAGAGGAGCGAAAUUGCUUCAAGUCAUACCAUUUGGCCUAAGCUAAUCUGCUAAAAGGAAGUUACUGUGAAAAAACUGUUCAGAAAUGGUGCUGAUAAUGCAAUAGAAGCGUUAUUUUUCAGCAGUCCUUUUAUUUACUGUUCUCAAAAACAUGUUUUAGCAGGUUUUCUGCGUAAAUCUGUUAUUUAUUGUUCAGUUGCUCUCUAAUGCCCUAAAAAUCUGGAUUGAGAACACCAAAAUUGUUAUUAAACCUUUUGAAAAGGUAUUGUUUCUGUUUAAAUGCAAAUAAAUGCAAAUGUUGGUUAUUAAGCAACAAAAGUUUGUAUCUCAUUCAUUUUCAAAUGAAGAAAAAAAAUCACAGUAAACACCCAAUGUGACAAAUUUGUCACUUUUCAGAUUUUUGACACAAGGGGGUGCUAUUGAAAAAAAAAGUUUAGAAAUGUGUUAUUUGUGGUCCAUUUGGUCUGUUCUGUAACACACAUAAUUUUCCUGAAAGGGGAAAUGGGUGUGGGUU
Notolabrus celidotus (New Zealand spotty) is the source of this 1756-nucleotide messenger RNA. Its product is annotated as piggyBac transposable element-derived protein 3-like. The transcript is spliced from 2 exons. Lineage: Eukaryota; Metazoa; Chordata; Actinopteri; Labriformes; Labridae. The record is from RefSeq and is a predicted model, not a curated record. The coding region runs from base 243 to 1283 and encodes 346 amino acids.